Molecule: messenger RNA, 3000 nt
Organism: Dermacentor albipictus
Lineage: Eukaryota; Metazoa; Arthropoda; Arachnida; Ixodida; Ixodidae
Product: scoloptoxin SSD14-like
Biological process (GO): glutathione catabolic process
Cellular component (GO): plasma membrane
Molecular function (GO): glutathione gamma-glutamate hydrolase
Source: RefSeq, a predicted model, not a curated record
CGCGAGCCAAUGCGCCUCAGUCGCCGUCGCUGUCCCUGCGCAGCUUCCUUGCCCAUCUGAUUUCUCCUGAAUCGAGGUUUUGAAUUUUAACCUGUAAUUUCGAGCAACUCCGGUACAGUUCUUGUGUAUUCAGCUCACGCGUGUGAGUGGGUCAGUCGACAAACGAAAAAAAUCAAAGAAGGCACCGACGAGACAGCAUGUCCGACAACAUGGAGCUCAAGGACGCGGCCACCACGGGCGUAUCGUACGGAACCGUCGAGUCCACGCUGGUGAACCGGCGCAAGGGGGCCUUCAAGAGCGUCUGGGACGAUGACAGCGACUCAGACUCUGCAGACGAGGACAACGACAAGGAUAAGAAGCCGCGCAUAAGGUUCGUGUUCCGGUGGAGCGACCUCAUCAUCAUCCUGGUGUACCUGGUGGUGUCGGCAAUCGGGCUGUACUUCGCUCUGAGCCGCAUGCUUCCACAGGCGGAGAAGCUGCGGCUCGCCUUCUACAACACCACCAUCCCCGAGGGACCCACGCCGCUGGUGCGCGUCCAAGCGCCGCCCAUGGUGCUCGCGUGGGACGACCCACCCUGCAGGCAGCUCGCCCGAGACCUACUGGACACAGGGGGCAACGCCAUGGAUGCCGCCAUUGCGCUGAGUGUGUGCAACGUGGCGCUGAGGCCGCAGGCGUGGAGCUUGGGCGGCGGACUUGUCAUGCUCAUCUACAACAGGACCACCAGGCAGGCUCACGUGAUCGACGCGCUGUCUUCCUCCCCCAAGAACUUCUCCGCGGAAGAGUUCCAGAAAAAGCAAAGCAGCGGUUGGAAAGAGGCGGAGACGCUGGGAGUGCCAGGAGCCCUGGCAGGACUAGAGCUGGCCAACAAGAGGUUCGGGCGGCUUGCCUGGCACUACAAGCUGGACCCGGUGGCCGACCUCUGCGAGCGGGGCUUCAACGUCACCGAGUCCCUGGGACGCGUCCUGUCCGGAAAGAGCGGGGACCUCUGGAACCACCCGGACCUGAGGGUGGAGUUCGUGCGCGAAGGAAGUAAGGACGAGCUGCUGCGUGAAGGAGAGACUCUGAAGCGACCGUCGCUGUCCGAGACGCUGCGCCGCGUCGCCAAACUGGGCGCCAAGGAGUUCUACGCAGGCGCCAUCUCCAAGCUUGUGCUGCGGGACAUCGCAGCCGCAGGAGGCUUGCUGACCGCCGACGACCUGGCUUCGUACGAGGCUCACGAGUACGGCGCCGCGAACGUGUCAUGCGGCAGCGGCUCGUGGCUGCUCACUUCGGCAGCGCCCAGCGGAGGGCCCGCCUUGGCCAUGGCCGGAUCCCUGCUGCGCACCCUGGGCCCUCUGAUGCGCGCACAGGAGCUGCCCGCACAGUUCCGCACGCUCGUCGAGGUGUUCAAGCAGAGCCUGGGCCGCCGGCUGGACGCCACGGUCGCCUACUACGAAGGCGCCCAGGAUGAAGUGGCGAGCAGCAUAAUCGAUGGCGAGGUGCUACAACCUCUGCCCGUUGACGUCAGCCAUGCACUCGGCGACCCUGGCGUGCCAGAAGCAGUGGCUGUGGUCGACAACGCGGGGGACAUCGUCGUCGUCUCCAGUGAACUUCACGGAGUGUUCGGCUCGCACUUCCUGUCCAACUCGACGGGUGUGAUAUUCAACGGCGCCCUGAGGGAGUUCUCCGCGGCCAGCGGUGGCGAGGAGGAGAGCGCCCUGUUCCGGCCAGGGGCGAGAGUGCCCAGUCCGGCGGCGCCCGCGCUGGUUGUCGACGACGCCGGUGACAUCCGACUGCUCUUCACCGCUGACGGGCCGGGCAACCAGACUCUCACGGCCGCCAUACAGUUCCUGUGGCGGGCGCUGCACACCAACGUGACCCUAAAGCAGGCAAUCGACGCCCCCAGGCUUCACCACCCCCUCGUGCCGGACGUUCUGUACGCCGAGUACCAAUUCCCAGGGGUGAUCCUCCAGAAGCUGCACACCAUGGGCUACCAGCUGGAGACGCUGCGCACCAACUCGUCGGUCAGGGGCGUGCAGCGAGACAAUGGCACUUAUUUGCUCAAUCAGGACUACAGAAUAGUCUUCUGAACGCGUAGUUUCACGGGUGCUCGCUGGAGAGAAAGCUGGCGCUGCAGCAGACAGCGUUUGGAAGUGCCUAUAGCUUUCGGAUUGAGGCUUCAUUGACUCGCGCACUGUGCUAGGAGUCCGAGCCUCCUGCUCAAUGUGUUCGGCAUGUUUCUUUUUUUUUCGCUGUAUGCUUCGCAUUCGUUGUAUACCUUUCUUUGUUUUGCGCUGUCGCCUAGCGGUUGUGCAUACAUUUUAUGACUGCAAGUAUCCUUUCACACAAUGACUGCUUGGUGGCGCUGCUAUCAAUACCAAAAAAAUCUGCAAUUAACACGUUAGUUCGUAUUCACUUCUGUAAGAAAAGGCGCUGCGUAACACAAUUAACGAUGAAAGGAGUAAGGAGGCAAGGUGCCAAUCUCUACAGUAUAUUCAGCUUUCGGACUUAAGGCUCACGGAAUGCACCACUCAUCGCUUAUGCCGUUGCUUUCUCACUUUCCUUGUUCAUUGCAUGGUACAUACGCAGUCGCCGUUAUCGCGUAAAGAAAUCGGUGAGCGUAUAGCCAAUCUCUUUUUAACUUUCUCAAGCUAACAGAGUUGAAUGAGCAAAUGCGCACGGCCUGCAGACGCCGCGCCUUUAUGAUUGCGCCGUUAAGUAUGCGCUUUUGGGGGUAAUUUCUACCCUAGAAGAAAAGAGAAGCUGUUUCAUUAAGAGUUUUUUUGCUUUUUUUUCUUUCUGGGGGAGGGGUUGGGGGUAGUGAUAUUAUCAAGAUAGUAACGUUUACCCAGUCGUAGGAAAUUACGGGCAAAGCCAUAUGUCAGGCCCGAUAUCACUCGUGUUUUAGAUCGUUUCUGUACAAAGCGAGCUGCUAUUGAAGAGCCCAUUUGUAACCCAACGUUAGCAUGAGAAUGUCUUGAGCGAUGCACAACACUCCACAAAUUGCUUUCACCGUGUUGG